Messenger RNA from Macroventuria anomochaeta, 282 nucleotides. RefSeq lists its product as uncharacterized. The transcript is spliced from 2 exons. The record is from RefSeq and is a predicted model, not a curated record. The annotation marks the transcript as partial. NCBI's taxonomy places the organism in Eukaryota, Fungi, Ascomycota, Dothideomycetes, Pleosporales, Didymellaceae.
AUUUGGCUCCUGGGAACGACCACUCUGAGACUUUACAACUUGAUUACAGACGUACCCGAAUACGUGAUUCUGUUCCAUACAUGGGGUACCGAAGAAGUUUCGUUCGACGACAUGCAGGACGCGCAAGUGCGAAACAAGCUGAAAGGAUUUGAUAGGAUCGUUGGAUGUUGUCAUCAGGCUUUGCAGGAUGGAUUCGAGUGGGCCUGGAUCAUCGAUACCUGUUGCAUCGACAAGCGAAGCAGUGCUGAGCUCUCAGAAGCGACUAAUUCAAUGUACGAAUGA